This is a messenger RNA of Syngnathus typhle (broad-nosed pipefish), 2957 nucleotides long. RefSeq names its product UFM1-specific ligase 1 (gene ufl1). Bases 1 to 2355 code for a protein of 784 amino acids. Gene Ontology annotation, cellular component: endoplasmic reticulum membrane. Gene Ontology annotation, molecular function: UFM1 ligase activity. The record is from RefSeq and is a predicted model, not a curated record. Gene Ontology annotation, biological process: protein K69-linked ufmylation; response to endoplasmic reticulum stress; regulation of proteasomal ubiquitin-dependent protein catabolic process. Lineage: Eukaryota; Metazoa; Chordata; Actinopteri; Syngnathiformes; Syngnathidae. The transcript has a single exon.
AUGGCAAGCGAAUGGGAAGAAAUUCGACGUCUUGCAGCUGAUUUCCAGAGAGCUCAGUUUGCCGAUACUGCGCUGCGCUUGUCGGAGAGGGAUUGCAUCGAAAUCAUUGCGAGACUUCUCCAAGACAAGAAAGUGGAGGUGGUGCACACGAUCGACGGCAAAGAGUACGUCACCCCAGCGCAGAUCAGCAGAGAAAUCCGAGAGGAGCUUGAGCGCCACGGAGGCCGGGUGAACAUUUUGGAGCUCCAGCAGAUGAUCAACGUCAAUUGGGUCGACGUCGAAACUCGAGCGAGUGACAUUGCCAAGUCCGACAGAAGUGUCCAGCUGGUGCUCGGACAACUUAUCGAUGACACCUACCUGAACCGCGUGGCCGAGGAAGUCAACGAUCGACUCCAAGAAGCGGGCUUGAUCGGCAUUUCGGAGCUUUGCAAGAGCUACGACCUACCGGGGGAUUUCCUUCACGACGAGCUCGCCAAGCGCAUCGGGAAAGUCAUCCAAGGGGAAUUGGACCUGUACAGUCGGGGCGUCAUCUUCACGCCCGCCUAUGUGGCCCGCCACACGGCCAAGAUAAGAGGGCUGUUCAGCGCCAUCACCCGGCCGACGCCCGUCAGCGGCUUGCUCGGCGCCUUUGGCCUCCAGGAGCAUCUCCUGAACGGCGUCCUGGAGGAGCUUUUGACCAGCGGACGCCUGAGAGGAACCGUUGUGGGAGGGCGGCAGGACAACGCCGUCUACAUCCCCGAAAUCUACUCCAAAACGCAGAAUGAUUGGGUGGACGCUUUCCUCCAACAGAACGGCUACUUGGAGUUUGAUUCGUUGAGCCGUCUGGGCAUCCCCGAGCCCGUCGGCCACAUCAAGAAGCGCUUCAAGGACCGCAAGCUCCUUUUUCUGGGCGCCGCCUGCGUGAGCCAGGCUCUGGUGGAGCAGGCGGAGGCCGAGGCCGAGGAGGCCGUCCACUCGGCCACCUGGAGCGACAUGCGAGGCGUCCUGCCCAGCUGCCUGUCGGACGAGGACGCGGCGGCCGUCAUCGAGCAGGCCAUGAGGAACGCCGGCGUGCAAGCGGCCGCCGUGCUCCUGGCGGGCACGGUCGUGGUCAGCCAAAAAUGGAUCGGCGAGUGCCUCGCUCUCUUCGACCGCUCCGUCCAGGAGCGGGCCCAGAAGGAGUUCAAGAGGAACCCCGUCCUGCUGAUCACCGAAGAGGAUGCCAAGCGAGCCGCCCUUGCCGAAAACGCCAGCGGAGCGAGCAAAAAGGACAAGCGGGAGGUGGAGCGCAAGGGCAAAGGCGCGGCGGCGGAGCCAGCCAAAGCGGGCGGAGGGGGCAACGCCAGAGAGAUCCGAACCCGGAAAACCAAGAAGAAAGGCAAGCGAGAGGAAGACGAGGAUGAAAGCCCGGCUCCUCCCAAGAAGCAGGAGGAAGCCCCCUUCAUGACGCCGGGGCAAAUCGAAGCGGCGCUGGAGGAGCGCCUGAGCGGCGGCGGCGGCGGCGGCGACUUUCCGCAAGAAAUCCUGCCCGAGCUGGCCCAGCAAUUGGUGCGGCCUUUGAGCAAACGCUACCAGGAAGCGCUGCGGCACUUGGCGGCGUCCAGCGCCUGCCCGCUGGCGCCGGGCGCCAACAGGAAGUCCGUCAAGGAUCUGCAGGAGGAGCUCACCAACCUGUACAACAACGUCAGGCUCUUUGACAAAGGCGCCAAGUUGUUCUCCGAGGAAACCCAGGCGCUGGUCGCCAAGCACGUCCUCAAAAGCGUGGGCAGCCGCGCCGCCAACAUCCUGGUCAACUUCCUGGCCGCCGACCUGAUGAUGUCCGUGGAGGAGCCCGCCGCCAUGAGCGCCGAGCUCCGCGCCAAGAUUUUGUCCAAAGUGUCGGACGAGAGCAAAGCGCCCCUGAUGAAGCUGCACAACAGCCUGAGCGCGAAAAGCACGGCGGACUUUCUGGACAACUUGGAGAGCGCGGCGGAGGCGUGCGGCUUCCUGCUCAAGAAGGCCGACAAGAAAAAAGAGCGAGCGGCCUUCCUGCUGCAUCGCCGCACUCUGGCCGAGCAGCUGGAAGAGGCCCGGGACCCCGCCCUGGUCCUCCACCUGACGGGCGCGCUGCUCUUCCAGGACAGCACGCACUGCAUCCUGCACGCUCCGGGCCGCUGCGUGCCUCAAAUCGUCCAGGUCCUGGCGGGCCGCAUCCCCCCGGAGAAGCACGCCCUGCUCACCCUCUAUCAGAGCCUGGUGGUGAAGCAGCUGACCGGCCGGAGUCAAGGACGAGCGGGCGACGACCCGGACCGGGCCCCCUUGGAGGCCGAUGACCAGGCCCGCUUGGAGGAUCUGACUCCGCAAGUCAAGGAGCUGGUGCUUUCCAACAAUGAAUGACGCCGCUCGGGCGGGGACGCCUUUUGGAAGCGGAGCGGAGCGGCCGCUCGGGCGUCCGGUGCGACCACGGCUCCCCCAACGUCUGCUGUCCGCAGGCCGGCCGGCCGGGAGGGAACUCCAAACAAUGACAGAACGGACAAAGUUGUUUUCAUUGAUUGAAGUUGCAAGUUGAAUAGCGGCCGGCCAGCCAGCCAGCCAGCCAGCCAAGGUCAGCCAGCCAGCCAGCCAGCCAGCCAAGGUCAGCCAGCCAGCCAGCCAGCAGGUGUCUUUGAGAGCUUUUUUUUUUUUUUUUGUCAAGCUGCUGCAAUUGUUUUGUUUUUGACUCUCAAAGCAAGCACAAGUGCUUUGGAUGGAAAACAUUCACAAUUGGACCGAGAUGCCAUCGACAAGAGUUGUUUGCAUUCGGGCACCCAGUGGACGAAAAUACAGUGACCAGUGCCGGUGAAGGAGUGGAAAAUGCAGCAAGUUUGUCAUUUAUUGAAAAGAUGGCUUGAAAAUGUCACCAUUUGGUGUGAAUAAAACCGAGCAAAGAAAAAGAAAAAGAAAAAAAAAAGCUGUUGUGUACUUUUUGACAAAAACCAUUUCAUUCACAUGGGAAUUUU